AUGUCUUCCGCCAACGCAGGGACGGUCUCCGAUGCGAUCAAGCAUGACCACGCGGAGCUGAAGGAAUACUAUCACAACAUCCUGAGUGCAAAGGAUGAUGACUCGAAAAUUCGUUGGCAGAAUCAGUUCGCUUGGGAGUUGGCCCGUCAUUCGAUUGGAGAGGAAAUUGUCGUGUAUCCAGCCAUGGAGAAACAUAUGGGUGAAGAAGGGAAGCAUCUAGCACAGAAAGACCGAGAUGGGCAUAACAAGGUCAAGGAACUCUUAUACAAGUUCCAGGGCUUGUCUCCCUCGGACAAAGAGUUCGAACCAACCAUCAAGUCGCUCUGGGACGUGCUAGGCAAGCACAUCGAAGAAGAGGAGACCGACGACCUGCCCAAGCUCGAGAAAGCGAUAGCAGAUGGCAAUUCGUCGCAAAUGGCCAAAAGCUUCGAGAGAACCAAGAUGUUCGUGCCGACGCGCAGCCAUCCUUCGGCGCCAGACAAGCCUCCCUUCGAAACCGUCGCCGGACUGCUGGCCGCGCCGUUGGACAAGCUAGGCGACAUUUUUCGACGUUUCCCGCAGUAA
Messenger RNA from Fonsecaea erecta, 564 nucleotides. RefSeq lists its product as hypothetical. NCBI's taxonomy places the organism in Eukaryota, Fungi, Ascomycota, Eurotiomycetes, Chaetothyriales, Herpotrichiellaceae. Bases 1 to 564 code for a protein of 187 amino acids. The transcript has 2 exons. The record is from RefSeq and is a predicted model, not a curated record.